Messenger RNA from Microthlaspi erraticum, 1164 nucleotides. The record is from the annotation of a GenBank genome assembly. Lineage: Eukaryota; Viridiplantae; Streptophyta; Magnoliopsida; Brassicales; Brassicaceae.
AUGGUUUUCUCUUCUUUCUUUUUCUCGCUUCUCUUAGUCUUCUCUAUCUUCUCUUCACAAACGGCCGUAGCAUUCAUCGGAACAUACGGUGUAAACUACGGACGAAUAGCCGACAAUCUCCCAAACCCUAACGCGGUAGCGACUCUCCUUAAAUCAGCAAAGAUCAGAAACAUCCGUAUCUACGACGCUGACCACUCCGUCCUCACUGCCUUCCGUAACACCGGCAUCGAGAUCAUCGUUGGCCUAGGCAAUGAGUUUCUCACGGACAUUAGCGUUGGAGAAGACCGAGCCAUGAGUUGGAUUAAAGAAAACGUUGAGCCUUUCAUACGUGGCGGUACUAGAAUCAGCGGUAUCGCCAUCGGAAACGAGAUUUUAGGUGGCACCACAAUCGAGCUUUGGGAAGUUCUCUUGCCCGCGGCCAAGAACGUUUACACCGCUCUUCGCCGUCUCGGUCUUCACACUAUCGUUGAGGUGUCGAGUCCACAUUCGGAGGCGGUGUUUGCGAACUCGUACCCACCGUCGUCUUGCACGUUCAGGGACGAUGUGGCACCGUUUAUGAAGCCGUUGUUGGCAUUUUUCUGGCAGAUUGGGUCGCCGUUCUACAUUAACGCUUACCCUUUCCUAGCGUAUAAAUCGGAUCCGAGUCAUAUUGACCUCAAUUAUGCAAUCUUCGAGCACACGAAUGGCAUCUACGACGAGAAGACUAAGCUUCAUUACGAUAACAUGUUCGACGCCAUGGUCGAUGCUUCUUAUGCCGCUCUCGAGAAAGCUGGCUACACUAAAGUGCCGGUGAUUGUUUCGGAGACGGGAUGGGCAUCGAAAGGAGACGCAGACGAAGCCGGAGCGUCGGUGAAGAACGCGAAAACAUAUAACAGGAACCUUAGGAAACGGCUGAAGAAGAGAAAAGGCACACCGUACAGACCAGACAUGUUGGUGAGAGCUUACGUGUUUGCUCUCUUCAACGAGAAUCUGAAACCGGGUCCUACUUCUGAGAGAAACUUUGGUCUUUUUAAACCCGACGGUAGUAUUUCCUACGACGUUGGCUUCACUGGACUCAAAUACUCUUCUGCCACACGGUGCCGUUUUGGGGCGUCCUUGAACGCUCUUGUAUCGGCUUGUGUUGUAAUGUUUCUUCUUCUUCACCGUUUGUUACCCUUGACGUGA